Molecule: messenger RNA, 2471 nt
Organism: Rhopalosiphum maidis (corn leaf aphid)
Lineage: Eukaryota; Metazoa; Arthropoda; Insecta; Hemiptera; Aphididae
Gene: gb
Product: Y+L amino acid transporter 2
Exons: 15
Coding region: 539-2017 (492 amino acids)
Biological process (GO): amino acid transmembrane transport
Cellular component (GO): membrane
Molecular function (GO): L-amino acid transmembrane transporter activity
Source: RefSeq, a predicted model, not a curated record
AGAGCCGACCGGACGCAGACCCACCACACACGUGUCACGGAGCACCGGCGCGACGCGAACAGUCUCGUUUGGCGAUGCGGCGGCGUUUUGUUAUCUGUUCGUUAUCGUCAUUGCACCGCGACCGCAUUAAAAUUUAAAAUCCUGUCCGCACCACGGAGACUGUAAACACCGCUGUAGUGUUACGAGAACAUAGAAAUCCAUUUCGCGUGAACAGCAUCGGCAGUUUAUCGAAUUCAGCGAAAAUCUCACGACUCGGUUGGUUCUCCGUAUGCGUGUCUUAUUGCAUAUUAUACCAAACAAAAGUCAACGAACAAGAGUAUCAUCAUUCGUACAGCGCGGCACUGGUGAUUUUGAGGAUUCAAUAAGUCCAUUAUAGUUCAAUACUAAAAUUCAUUGAUCCAUCCAGACAACAAUAAUAACAAUCGGAGUUGCUCCUCUAAACACGUACAACAAAAAGCAACCGAAAACCGGCCACACCGUACCUAACCGAUCUCUCGGCGACUGCAAUCGUGUGUCCUUGUGCAAUGUACAUAAUUAAAUGAAAAUGAACACAUCAGCAUCAGAAAAUGUCAAAAUCACUGACUCAACUCCCGAAGAAACAGGAGAUAGAGUCAGGCUCAAAAAACAGCUGGGUCUUCUUGAAGGCGUUGCCAUCAUUUUGGGCAUAAUAUUUGGAUCUGGUAUAUUCAUCUCACCGUCGGGCGUAAUGAACGAAGCUGGAUCGGUCGGCCUCAGCUUAACCAUGUGGUUCAUGUGUGGCAUGUUGUCCAUGAUCGGCGCAUUGUGUUACGCCGAAUUGGGAACGUCUAUACCGCGGUCGGGCGGCGACUACACGUACCUGUUUGAAGGAUUCGGACCGCUGCCGGCGUUCCUCUACCUGUGGGACGCCAUGCUCGUGUUUGUGCCCACCACAAACGCCAUCAUGGGACUGACGUUCGCCAACUACGUGAUCAAACCGUUCUUCCCAGACUGCGACAACCCGGACCAGGCGGUCAGACUCCUGGCGGCCGCCGUGAUUUGUUUCAUAACUUUCAUCAACUGUUGGAACGUCAAAGCCACUACUAAAGUUCAAAACGUGUUCAUGUUCACCAAGAUAUCCGCUCUGGUGUUGAUCAUCGUAUGCGGCGGCGUUUUCCUGUAUUCGAAUGGAUUUUCCAAAUUCAUGAACCCUUGGCAAGGAUCGGUCACAGACCCCGGCAGAUUGGCCGUCUCCGUUUAUUCCGGGAUAUACUCGUACUCAGGAUGGAACUAUUUGAAUUUUAUGACCGAAGAACUGAGGAACCCUUACGUGAAUCUGCCAAGAGCCAUUUACAUUUCCAUGCCGUUGGUGACCAUUAUCUACGUGUUGGCCAACGUUGCUUACUUGGCCGUUCUGACGCCGCAUGACAUGGUGACAACUAAAGCGAUUGCAGUUACAUUUGGUCAUUUAGCAAUGGGUUCGUUUGAAUGGAUCAUGCCAUUGAUGGUUGCCUUAUCAGCAUUUGGCGGUCUGUGUGUUCACGUCAUGACUUCAUCCAGAAUGUGCUUUGUCGGUGCGCGGUACGGUCACUUCCCAUCAUUUUUGUCACACAUCAAUGUGGAAAGGUACACACCCACACCAUCUCUAGUGUUUUUGAACAUCUUAUCUUUACUCAUGCUCUUUACAAGUGAUGUUGACAUGCUUAUAACAUAUUCAAGUAUUGUAGAGGCGUUCUUCACGAUGCUAUCGGUAUCAUCAGUAUUGUGGAGCCGAUGGAAGCGUCCAAACAUCAAUAGGCCAAUUAAGGUUUCCCUUUGGAUCCCAAUCACGUAUGUAAUAGUGUCAUUAUUCUUAAUUGUCUUGCCAUGUUAUGUAAGGCCUUUUGAAGUUGGCAUGGGAGUUGGUAUCACCUUGUUAGGCAUUCCAGUGUACUAUCUAUGCGUAGUUUGGAAAACUAAGCCUGUGUGGUUCCAAAACACAUUGAAGCAUGUGACGUUCACCAUCCAAAAGUUGUUUGUUAGUGCCAAAGAAGAAAAAGAAGAAGACAUUUGGGAAUAAUGAUAUGGGUUUCUUUAUUUUAUGAUCUACUUGUCAAUUAUUGAUUUUUAACGGUUUUAAGUAUUUACCUAAAACAUUUUCUCUGAAAACAUUUAAAUUUUCCAGACUUAAUUUACUUUCAUGUUUUUAUUUUAGUUUUAAAGACAUGAAUUUUUUAUUAUGCUACUUACUAUACUCUGUCCAACAAGAAAAUACUCCACGGCUCGAUAAAAAUCGAUUCUUCUAAGAAUCCCAUCGCAACACCCUACCAUUGCAGAACUGAUCUGGAUGGCAAAAUGUCACCACAUGGGGAUGCGCAGAAUUGGCAUAUACUCUUGCUGGACAGAGUAUAUAUAAACAUUUACAGUUUUACUUUUCAUUUUUUUUUUUAUUUUUAUUGUCAAUCAGUAUUACAAAAUGUAUAAAUGUUUAUAUUAAAUAUUAUUUACAUUAAAAGAAAACGUAUAUACUUUAA